AUGAUUGCUGGCGCUAUCAUCCAAUCUUGCGCAAAGGACAUUGCUAUGUUCAUUGCUGCUCGCUUCUUGCUGGGCUUCGGUUUGUCGAUUGCUUCUGUCGCUGCUCCGGCUCUGGUUGCAGAAUUGACAUACCCGACCCAUCGCGGCAAGAUGACUGCUCUGUACAACACAAACUGGUUCGUGGGUGCGAUCAUCGCCGGUGAGUUCCAAUACACAGACGACCCACAAUGA
Molecule: messenger RNA, 231 nt
Organism: Aureobasidium musti
Lineage: Eukaryota; Fungi; Ascomycota; Dothideomycetes; Dothideales; Saccotheciaceae
Source: the annotation of a GenBank genome assembly